Nymphaea colorata (pocket water lily) is the source of this 724-nucleotide messenger RNA. RefSeq names its product major pollen allergen Ole e 10-like. The record is from RefSeq and is a predicted model, not a curated record. The coding region runs from base 78 to 467 and encodes 129 amino acids. The transcript has 4 exons. Lineage: Eukaryota; Viridiplantae; Streptophyta; Magnoliopsida; Nymphaeales; Nymphaeaceae.
AAUUACACCAGUGCAGUCGAGUCUUCAGUACGUCCGGCAGCCGAUUCCUGAGUCAUCUUCCUCCGUCUGUGAUACCAAUGGCAAACGGAGCCACACCAGCUCUCCUUAUCAUGCGUAUUGCUGCUGUUCUGCUGCUGCUUUCCACAACUCCUGUUCUGCAAGGUGGGAUGCAGGUGGUCGUCGGUCAGGGUCUUCCGGGACAGAUGACAUGGUGCGUGGCAAAGCCUUCGACGGUAGAUUCCGAUCUGAUCAACAUCAUCGAGUUUGCAUGCUCUCAAGCGGAGGUCAACUGCAGUGUGUUUAAACCAGGAGGGCCAUGCUCUCUUCCAGACACCUACAUUAACCACGCUUCCGUUGCCAUGAACCUGUACUACCAAGCCAAAGGGAGGCUCCCUCACCUCUGCUACUUUGGGGGCGCCGGCCUCAUCGUCAUUGACGACCCAAGCUAUGGAAGCUGCAAAGCUUAAACUUCAAGUUCUCAAGGGAAGAAAAGAAGGGUUAUCUGAUCUGCUGUUUUAAACCCCCUCGUGUUUGUUACUUAGAACUCAGAUUACUAUGUAAUAAUGAUUGAUGAAGGAGGAUUCGUGGUGAUGAACGUCUCCUUUCCUUUGUCUUCUGUUGCUUUUUCGCUACGUAAUACUUACUUCGUUAUAAAUUUGUGGAAUAGCAACUCCGCAAGUUGCUGAUUUUCCCCUUUUGUCAGAAUAAGACCUUCCGAGUUUCA